Messenger RNA from Scomber japonicus (chub mackerel), 1509 nucleotides. RefSeq names its product natriuretic peptide receptor 3 (gene npr3). Bases 1 to 1509 code for a protein of 502 amino acids. The record is from RefSeq and is a predicted model, not a curated record. Gene Ontology annotation, molecular function: peptide hormone binding; natriuretic peptide receptor activity. The transcript is spliced from 8 exons. Gene Ontology annotation, biological process: regulation of blood pressure; vasodilation. Lineage: Eukaryota; Metazoa; Chordata; Actinopteri; Scombriformes; Scombridae. Gene Ontology annotation, cellular component: membrane.
AUGCCAUAUUUCAUCCCAGUGUGUGUGUACUUUUUGAUGGUCUUUAACCCAGUCAUGACAAACACCAUCACCGAAGACAUAGAGGUCUUGGUAUUUUUGCCAAAAAAUGACUCCUACCUUUUUUCAUAUGCAAGAGUUGCACCAGCGAUCCUUUACGCACAGCGGAGACUGGAGACAAAUGGAGGGCAGUACUCCGGGUUCCACUUCAACAUCCACUUUGAGAACUCCGACUGUGUGAAUGAUGCAGCUUAUAAAUUGAUAGUGGACAGGGCGUGCGGGGAGAAGCCGGAUCUGAUUUUGGGUCCAGUGUGUGAGUAUGAGGCGGCGGCAGUGGUGAGGCUCGCGUCCCACUGGAACAUCCCGGUGAUCUCAGCAGGUGCCCUGGCUGCUGCCUUCAGCAACAAGAACACUGAAUUCUCCCACUUGACCCGCAUCGCUCCAUCAUACAUGAAAAUGGCAGAGACCUUUGCUGCAAUGUUCGAGCACUUCAACUGGAAGACAGCACUGCUGGUUUAUGAAGACGACAAGGAGGAGCGGAACUGUUACUUUACUUUGGAGGGAGUCUAUCAUCGGAUGGCAGAUGUUAAUAUUAAAACAUAUGCUGUUGCCCCAGAAGACCGUCUGGACACUGAUGACAUCAUCCAGAACAUGUAUGACACUGAAGUGGUGAUCAUGUGCAUGGGAGCUGACAAAAUACGUGAAAUCAUGCUGGAUGCACACAAACGACGGUUGACCAACGGCAAUUAUAUAUUCUUUAAUGUUGAACUCUUCAAUGUCUCUUCUUAUGGCAAUGGCUCAUGGAAGAGAGGAGACAAAUAUGACAAUGAAGCGAGGCAAGCCUAUGCUUCUCUGAACACUGUGACCUUGCUGAGGACAGUCAAGCCCGAGUUUGAGAACUUCUCCAUGGAAAUGAAAAAGUCCAGUGAAAAAGAGGGGCUUCACGACUGUAAAGACUGUGGAAAUGUCAACAUGUUUGUGGAGGGAUUCCAUGAUGCCAUGCUGCUGUAUGCCAUUGCCUUGCAUGAAGCCAUGAAAAAUGGAUAUAGUAAGAAGAAUGGAACAGUGAUCACCUCACACAUGAGGAACAGAACUUUUGAAGGAAUUGCUGGUCAAGUGUCUAUGGAUGGCAAUGGGGACAGAGAGGGAGAUUUCUCUGUGAUGGCCAUGACCAAUGUCGAGGCAGGACAUUAUGAGGUGGUGGCCAACUACUUUGGUGUAAAUGGAACUUUUCAGCUGCUGCCUGCCUUCAACACUGGCCAUUUCACUUCCUCACUGAGAGGAAGAGUGCCCACAAAGAUACCAGACAAAUCAUGUGGACUAGGAGCAUCAGCUUUGACUGGAGUCAUAGUGGGAGCUGUUCUGGGAACUGUCAUGCUUAUAGCAUUCUACUUUUUUAGAAAAAACUACAGGAUUACCAUUGAGCGACGCACACACAGUGAAGAGUGCGACACUGGGAAGCACCGCCAGUUACGAGAGGACUCCAUCAGAUCGAACUUCUCAGCAGCAUAA